AAGAGAGUGAAAGCGAGACACAGAGUAAAACUGAAAGAUGAGUUUUCUCGCGGGAAGGUUAGCUGGGAAAGAAGCAGCGUAUUUUUUCCAGGAAUCCAAACAAGCCGUAGGAAAAUUAGCCCAAAAAAACCCUAUUCCUAAGUCCAACAACAGCAACAACCUAAACUUCCACGAAGAACAUGAUCAUUCGGAUGUUCUUCCCGAGGUUCUAAGACAUCAUCUUCCUUCCAGAGUGUUCAGAAAUGAUGAAGCUACCACUUCUUCCUUCUCUGCCUCCAAAUGGGUCCUUCCUUCCGAUCCAAAAAUCCAUUCUUCCGUAUCCCCCGACGCUCUCAAUCCUCUACGUGCUUACCUUUCCUUGCCCCAAGUCACUUUUGGCCCCAAAAGGUGGCAACUGCCUGAAGCAGCAAACACAGUUUCGGCCUCAACAGCUAAUGAAUUGCGUCAAGAUAGGUAUGCCACUCAUGUUAACCCGGAGAAGUUGAAAGCUGCUGGUGAAGGGCUUGCACAUGUUGGAAAGGCUUUUGCCGUUGCCACUGCAUUUGUAUUUGGUGGUGCUGCAUUGGUGUUUGGUACGGUGGCCUCCAAGCUAGAGCUGCAUAAUAUGAGUGACAUCAAAACUAAGGGAAAAGAGUACGUGGAGCCACAACUUGAGAGUAUCAAAGAACAAUUUGCUCCCUUCAAAAUAUGGGCUGAGAACGUGUCAAGAAAAUGGCAUAAGGAAGGGGAAGAUGUUAAACAGAAGACUAUCGUAAAGGAGCUAUCUAAAAUUUGGGGAAGAAAAACAUCAGAUUGAGAUUUACAUGACUUUAGUUGCUUUAGAAAUAUGUUGCAUGGCCAUCCAAAGAUAGAGUAUGCCUCUGCUUGUUGUUGUGUCUGUAAAUUUUGAACCGGAGAAUAAAAAUAAUAAAGAGUAUUAUUGUGUAUCAAUCA
Vigna radiata var. radiata (mung bean) is the source of this 933-nucleotide messenger RNA. RefSeq lists its product as uncharacterized. Bases 38 to 796 code for a protein of 252 amino acids. The record is from RefSeq and is a predicted model, not a curated record. NCBI's taxonomy places the organism in Eukaryota, Viridiplantae, Streptophyta, Magnoliopsida, Fabales, Fabaceae. The transcript has 5 exons.